GGCCCGGCUCGGGCAGCAGACUGGGCAUGCUCGGCAGCCCGGGAGGCUCACCGUGGCAAGUCGGAAGCGUUCGCACCAGCUAGGCAGCGGCCGGGGCAGAGGCGGCGGCAGGCAGGACGGGAGCGGGAAGGGCUGGCCAGGGAAGGCUCCUCUACUCCUGCCCCUGCAGAGAGCGCGAUCCGGGUGCUGAGCCCCAACGCUGCCCUGCCCCGGAUUUCAUUUCGCGGUAGGGGGCUCGGCGAGCGGAAUUCCGGCGGCUGUCGCGACUCCGGUGCAAGCAGAACUUCGGGGACUGAAGGAGGGGUGGAUUCUCUGAAUCUGAAGAACAGUGAAGUAGGAGAUGCAGAGAAUAUGUAACGUAUUGCAAGGAAGACUGAUGAAGAAAGAUAACGUGAUUCAGGUGCACCAUUGAGUUCCUUGGGAUGCACAAAAGCGACUGGUUGGAAAGCUCAUGAAAUCAAAGACAAGACCCUGCCUCAGGGAGCGCACAUGAGAAUAAUUUCAAAGGAACCCAGGGAUAAAUGCAAAACAGUAGCUGUUGGAGGUAAUGGAAAUGUACUGGAGCAAUGGAAGAAGCCGGUAACUUCUAGGAAGCCAAGAUGACUAGAAUUUUAAAAAAUAAUCACAGAAGGAUCAUGUAAACAUCUUUCAAGAGUUAAGAUCGCAUGUGUCCAUAUUAUGAAGCCUUCCUUGUUCCUGAAUGGAGCACUCACACUGUAAAUUGUAAGCUUGACUGGAUCUUAGUAGAAACAAACUGGAUUAUCUCUUUUCUAAGGAAGAAUCUUGUUCAAAAAUGAGGUGAAUUAACACUUGGACACUUAAGAACCUGGGACAGCUACAUGAGCCUAAAAACCAUCCCGAACAUCUCACCACACAAGUCUGUCAUGAGUCCUGACAGGAUGAAUGCACCACGGAGGGACAGUGUCCUGCCCUGUAGGAACAGUUACUGCUGACCUGCCGGGAGCAAGCGGGGGGCUGCGUGUUGUCCGCCAGUACAAUGAAGGAAGUGGUUUAUUGGUCACCCAAGAAGGUGGCAGACUGGCUGCUGGAGAAUGCCAUGCCAGAAUACUGUGAACCACUGGAACAUUUCACAGGCCGGGACUUGAUCAACCUAACCCAAGAGGAUUUCACAAAACCCCCCCUGUGCCGAGUCUCCUCCGACAACGGGCAGCGGCUCCUGGACAUGAUAGAGACCCUGAAAAUGGAGCACCACAUGGAAGCACACAAGAAUGGUCACGCCAACGGGCACCUCAGCAUUGGCACAGACGUCCCCGCCCCAGACGGCAGCUUCAACAUCAAAGUCAAACCCAAUGGGAUGCCAAAUGGUUACAGGAAGGAGAUGAUAAAGAUCCCCAUGCCCGAACCGGAGCGCUCCCAGUAUCCCAUGGAGUGGGGCAAGACUUUCCUGGCCUUUCUUUAUGCACUUUCCUGCUUUGUUCUCACCACAGUGAUGAUCUCGGUCGUCCAUGAACGAGUACCUCCUAAGGAGGUGCAGCCUCCACUACCGGACACGUUUUUUGACCAUUUUAACCGGGUGCAGUGGGCCUUUUCUAUUUGUGAAAUUAACGGCAUGAUCCUUGUAGGACUCUGGUUAAUUCAGUGGCUGCUCUUAAAAUACAAGUCCAUUAUUAGCAGAAGAUUUUUCUGCAUAGUUGGCACGCUGUACCUGUAUCGGUGUAUUACAAUGUAUGUAACCACACUCCCAGUACCUGGUAUGCAUUUCAACUGCUCUCCAAAGCUUUUUGGAGACUGGGAAGCCCAACUGCGGAGAAUAAUGAAGCUCAUUGCUGGCGGCGGUCUGUCCAUCACGGGCUCCCACAACAUGUGUGGGGACUAUCUGUACAGCGGCCACACGGUCAUGCUCACACUCACCUACUUAUUUAUCAAAGAGUAUUCCCCCCGACGACUAUGGUGGUACCACUGGAUUUGCUGGCUUCUCAGCGUGGUUGGAAUCUUCUGUAUCCUCUUAGCGCAUGACCACUACACUGUGGACGUGGUGGUGGCCUAUUACAUCACCACGAGACUCUUCUGGUGGUACCACACUAUGGCCAAUCAGCAAGUGCUAAAAGAAGCUUCUCAGAUGAACCUCCUGGCCAGGGUGUGGUGGUACAGGCCAUUUCAGUACUUUGAAAAGAAUGUCCAAGGAAUUGUACCUCGAUCUUACCAUUGGCCCUUCCCCUGGCCAGUAGUCCACCUCGGUAGACAAGUUAAGUACAGCCGGUUGGUGAAUGACACAUAACAGCUGUACAAGGUGGGGAAAGAGGAACUGUCCGAAGUGCUAAGAACUCCAUGAGAGAAGAUGCCAUAAAAUAAACACCUCCCUAAUCCUGUUAUCCUUCAGUGGUUACCUUGACUUAACCUAUUGAGUUACCUGGUCAGCACUGUGAUCUUUUUUUCUCUCCAAAGGACCUGCGUUGGACAACAAUAAAGCAAAUUUCACCUAUCAUGCACUGUACACAUUUCCUGUUCAUAAGUUUGGGAUUUACAUAACCUGCGACCACCAUGUUCCUUUGUAUAUGAUGCAACAGCAUAAAUGUAAGCUUUUAUAUCAUAAGUUCUGGUCUUUCCAGUCACAUCUGGAAAUAAAGCGUAUUAUUUUCUUGGGAAAACAUACUUUUCAUAUCUCUUGCCCCAAAGAUUGGGCUGUAAGCCAUUUUCUAGCAAAUGUCUCUAUGAAGGUUUCUAAGUACCUGAAUGGGGUUCAAUUCUGAAAUCUUUCUACCUGUUGCACCGAUAUUCAAAUAAAAAUGACAGACACAGAAAGGUUUGGUAACUUGAGGUUUUGUAAAAAUCAGCAGAGACAGUGUGUCAAAAAGUGCAAAAAAAAAAAAAGAUUCUGUUAUAAAGUGAUUUUCUAAUAAGUAUUUCCUAACUUUAUUUUUCAAAAUGAUGUUAUGAAAACCAAAUUUAAAGAUUUUUACAUGUCAGAGAGAAGAGAGUUAAAAUUUUAAAAUGCUUCUUGGGAGAGAACUUUGUCUAUGUUUCUAGUGCCUUUCUUGUCUUGAUUGUAUGGUCAGUAGGCAAUCUUAAAUGUUUUUAUUUAAAAUAAAGUAUUCCAUGAAAGUAUAAAUGUAUGUAUACACUACUAAAUUUUUCAUUUAUAGCUAAAUUAAAUCAGAAGACUGCUUAUGGUUUUUAAAUUGCUAUGAAUUAAAGAAUAGGAGAGUUAAUUAGAAAGUCAGAGCCUGUUCCCAUAUUGUGAGCAGGUGGCAAUGACAUGUACCACUUAAAUUAUUUUUUCAUCUAUUUGGUAGUUCGAUUUUAACUAUACAAUGAGACAGCCAUGAAUACUUUGUUUUUAAAAAGAGAGUUUUGAAAAUGAUCACUAAGCUAAACUUGAAAGCUAUAAUUAUCCAUACUCUCAUGACAAUUUUGUUGGUGAACAACAACAACAAAAAAAGAUCCUAUUUCUUUAAAAUAUAUUUGUGCAGGAACUGCAUGUAACUCUAAGUUUUGCUCCUAACAUAAGUAUGUUUGGGGAAGUAUUCUAUUCUAUACUUGCCAAUGUGGAGAACAAAAUAGUUUUUUAAGGAUGAAGAAGUUAUAUAUAUCCAUUCUGUAUUUUAUGUGCAGCAGAAUUAUCUUCCGUAGGGUUUUUUUGUGUAUUCACAAGGUGAUAUUUGUAUUGUAAAACAAUAAUGGUGAAGGAAAUAAAAAGGCUUUUAAAAUUUUGUUUGUUUUAAAUCUUUGUAAAGUUAUUAUUCCAGAGAGUAUACUGAUAUCUUAACAGCUUACCUAGAUCAUAAAUUAAUCAAAAUGCACUUUAUAAUAAAAAACUGAUAUUAAAAUAAAUGGCUACUAUUUCU
Molecule: messenger RNA, 3806 nt
Organism: Phacochoerus africanus (Common warthog)
Lineage: Eukaryota; Metazoa; Chordata; Mammalia; Artiodactyla; Suidae
Gene: SGMS1
Product: sphingomyelin synthase 1
Exons: 11
Coding region: 998-2239 (413 amino acids)
Biological process (GO): sphingomyelin biosynthetic process; ceramide biosynthetic process
Cellular component (GO): Golgi membrane; endoplasmic reticulum membrane
Molecular function (GO): protein binding; sphingomyelin synthase activity; ceramide cholinephosphotransferase activity
Source: RefSeq, a predicted model, not a curated record